AUGGUUGAUCAGUUUGUUGGAACCUGGACUCUGUCCACCAGCGAGAACUUCGAUGACUACAUGAAGGCCAUCGGUGUGGGCUUCGCCACCCGGCAAAUGGGCAACAUGGUGAAACCCAACCUGGUGUUCAGCGUGGACGCUGGAGUUGUUACAAUAAAGUCUGAGAGUACUUUCAAGAACACAGAGAUGAAGUUCAAGAUGGACGAGGAGUUCGAUGAGUCCACCGCCGACGGACGGCAGACCAAGACCACCUUCAGUUUUGACAACGGCAAACUGGUGCAGACACAGACGUGGGAUGGAAAGACCACGACACUGGAGCGGGAGAUUCAAGAUGGAAAGCUGACAGCUAAAUGCAUCAUGGGGGAUGUUGUCGCGAUGAGGAUCUAUGAGAAGGUUUAA
This is a messenger RNA of Limanda limanda (common dab), 399 nucleotides long. RefSeq names its product fatty acid binding protein 4b (gene fabp4b). Bases 1 to 399 code for a protein of 132 amino acids. Gene Ontology annotation, cellular component: cytosol; nucleus. Gene Ontology annotation, molecular function: fatty acid binding. Gene Ontology annotation, biological process: fatty acid transport. The transcript is spliced from 4 exons. The record is from RefSeq and is a predicted model, not a curated record. NCBI's taxonomy places the organism in Eukaryota, Metazoa, Chordata, Actinopteri, Pleuronectiformes, Pleuronectidae.